GCUCCGUGUGUUCCUGCUUCUAUCCCAGGAUCUAUGCGGCUCCAACGACAGGAAAGACGGACUGGUGAUUGUAGCCAAAACAAACGCCUUGCUCCUGCAACACUGGAUCUUUUUUUCUACAUGCGCCUCCAAUCGGAAUAAAUAACUGAGGAAUGUGGAAAUUACAGAAUGCCCAACAGCGCUGGAAAGAGAUUUAAACCCACCAAAUACAUCCCGGUGUCCACUGCUGCCACACUCCUGGUGGGAUCGACCACUUUAUUUUUCGUUUUCACGUGCCCCUGGUUGACAAAGGCGAUCUCUCCCGCUGUGCCCGUCUACAAUGGCCUCGUCUUCCUCUUCGUGUUGGCCAACUUCAGCAUGGCAACCUUCAUGGACCCUGGUGUUUAUCCACGAGCGGAUGAAGACGAGGACAAGGACGAUGAUUUCCGAGCGCCGCUCUACAAGAACGUGGAGAUCAAGGGCAUUCAGGUCCGGAUGAAGUGGUGCGCCACCUGUCACUUCUACAGGCCGCCUCGCUGCUCACACUGCAGCGUGUGUGACAACUGUGUGGAGGACUUUGACCAUCACUGUCCCUGGGUGAACAACUGCAUCGGACGGAGGAACUACCGCUACUUCUUCCUCUUCCUGCUGUCGCUAAGCAUCCACAUGGUGGGAGUUUUCUCCUUCGGCCUCCUCUUCGUCCUCCACCACCGAGAGAGGCUGGCAGCGCUGCACACCACCGUCACUCUGGUGGUGAUGUGCAUAGCCGGGCUUUUCUUCAUUCCAGUCAUGGGACUCACAGGUUUCCAUAUGGUGCUCGUGGGUCGAGGCAGAACCACCAAUGAGCAGGUGACGGGCAAGUUUCGCGGAGGAGUAAAUCCCUUCACCAGGGGUUGCUGUGGCAACGUGGAGUACGUCUUAUGCAGUCCCCUGGCACCGAGGUACACACUGGACCCCAGGAAAAAGGCCCACGUUAAAAUCCAGCCCCCCUUCAUCAGACCUGACCUGUCGGACAGACAGAUCACCAUCAAGGUCUCCGACAAUGGGAUCCACAACACCAUCAUCCGUUCCAAGUCCAAAAGCAGCCUGGACGGCCUGGACGAAAAAGAAACCCAGCCGCCCCUGCCGCCCAAAGCUGACAGGUACAACCAGCUGAAGAACCAGCUGACCUCCAGCGAAGUAGAGAGCUCGCUCUCUGGUAAGACGCAUCCUUCCACUCCAGCCAUGUACAAGUACAGACCGUCCUUUGGCACCAUGCCUAAAGUCCACUACCACACAGCUGGAGAGAAGAUUGUCAUGGCAGACGACCUGAAGACCUCGGCCAUCAUGGAGGAGGGUGUCCGUGGUCAUGACUACCGAUCCGAGCCGAACCUGGACAUGCCCGAGUACACCAACGCUCCCCUCCACCGCACCUUCCAGUCAUCCCCCCUCCAGCUGGACUCGGACCCCAUCGGCUCCCGCUCGCUCAGCCUGAAGCAGGGUCACUGCCGGCCGGAGAAGAGCCAGCUCCCCGCCCUGCAGCCACAGGCGCACACCUCCACCCCCUACAAGAGCGUCUUCUCCCCCAACACGCUCUCCAACCGCAACGGCAGCCUGUCCUAUGACAGCCUUCUCAACCCCAGCGUCUCCCCCGCCGCUGCCGCCGAGUGCAUGGCCCACCGCGCUGCGCCCUCCAGGGGCUUCCACUCGCCGUACCUGCCCACCAAAAUGUGCCACAUCCGGGAGCCUGAGAUGCAGAGGCAGCAGGUGACGCUCACCUACAGUCCAGUGCUGCCCCCUAGAGGGAUGGGUAGGCAGUCCCCCCAUCCGAGGGAUAGGGACCCAUCCCCGGUCCGCUAUGACAACCUCUCCCAGACCAUCAUGGCCUCCAUCCAGGAGCGCAAAGAGAUCGAGGAGAGGGAGAAGCGCCAGAUGCUGCGCGGGCGCUCCCAGACACAUAUCUACGCCCAGGACUCCGGCGUUUUCGACGGGGGCUACGGUCUUACCCAUAAUGCUUGCUACCCAGAAGGGCCUCGCUGCCCUGUUUCCAGGGGCCCCACACCCCCAGCCUACGGAGGCUCCAGGGACAACCUGAUGGGAGUCGGGCUGAGCUAUGGGCAGCGAACCCCUGUGUUGCGCCACGCCGGCUCCACAUUAGGCCGGGCGCCUAGGACUUCAUCCACCUCCCUGCACACUGACCACAGCAGCUCCAACAGCAGCCACAGCCGGGCCCCCUGCCCCGACGGGCCCUAUUUCUCCCCGUCCCACCAGCCCCGUUCCCCUGCCAUGCCCCGAUCCCCCUCUUACUCCCACCAGAAACUCUCCUACAUCAGUGCCCUCGAGAGGACAGACUCGCCUCGUCUGGGGGGCCCAAGAGAGGCCAUGAAAGUAAACGGGCAGAUGGACUGCCACCCCAGUGCCCAGGGUGCCACACUCAGCCCCAGUCGCCAUAGUAACGUCAAAAAGGUGACGGGUGUGGGAGGCACUACGUACGAGAUAUCAGUGUGAGAAGACACUCCGCGUCCAAUGACAACAGCUGACCUGCGACAAAGAGACUCCAGAUUACAGCCAAUCAGGGGGACACAUUACACUUCCUGUUUUGGGAGUUAUCGUCCAAUCACAGGGUCUGUCUGCCAAGUACCUGUGUGAGUUUGUACAGGGCGGUUUUGUUUUGAGUUGAUCCUGUUGCAGGUUGUACUUGUGGAGGAGUGUCCUGCUGACUUUUUGUGGCCGUCCAACAGAUUGUCGAUAUUGUUUCUGUCGUCUAUCAGAUGUGGUCACGACGUCGUCUCCGGUUGUAAUACAAAAAAAAAAAAAACACCACAGAAGAAGAAUUAAACACACAGACGAGAAGUCAAGGUGCUACACAUUGCAUCGCACUGUUUCAGCGGAUCGGGUGGAGUUGUACAGAUUUUAAAAAGUGAUGCAGGAUUGAAAAGUUAUAUAAGCAACAAGUGCGAGUAAAAAAAAAAAAAAAAAAAAAAAGCAGAGAUAUUGAGAGGGGACUGCUCGAGUUUUCUGUCUGGUGGUUGCAUUUGAAAUUUCUCUGAGAAAAGUUUAGAAUGAAAUGAAAUCAAGACGACAAGUCUCAGGAAUAAAUGCAACCAGGAGAGGUCAUCGAUUUCGAUUCACACAUGAUGAAUGUCUCCCUCUGAGGUCAGCUAAGCCCCCCUUCAUAUCCUUCAUUUAUCAGUUUUAUUAUUUCAUCCUGACGCAUGACGAUCGCAGGAUUAACCGUGUUUAAGGAUCAGAAUAUCUCACCCUGUUUCAGCGAGUCGCGUCAGGCUCAACCAAAACAACUUCUCUGUUUAUGUUCUGUCAAGAAAAAAAAAAAAGGUUCAAUAUGAACGUUUUGUGUUAUAACAUAGGAAUGGAAGCGAGCCUUUUGUCCAGUGUAGUGAAAUGAAGACCGCUGGUCAUCCAGUCAUCGUAGUGUAGAUUUUUAUUUGGUUUGAUUCCUUUUUUAUAUACCCAUCAUUUAAAAGAAAUGUUUGAUACAUCUUUUUUUUUAUACACCUAAUGAAGCCUGGAAUUUAGAGUGGAUUUCUAAUUGAUAAAUUCUGAAGCUGAGAUUGUGAUAAUGGACAUAAAAAGAAAACAAAAACAUAAAGUGAAUACAGGUUGUUCUACCUUGCAGUGUGAAGAAGCAUACGAUGAAAUGUUAUGAUAGGGUGUGUGUGUUUUGAGGAAGUGUGAAAUGUUUGAGUCGAUCUCUAAGUCCACGUUAAAAAAAACCUGAAAAUGUGUCUGAGACUUCAUGAAGCCUGAACAUGUCAGGUCAGUCUGCAGCAGCUGUCUGGAACAGCUCCAGUGUCAUCUGCAACUCAAACUGAACUUUAUUUUCAUUUAUUGUUUAAAGUCUCAUCGCAUGAAUUACUUAAAAAGAAGAAGAAGGCGGAGUGGGAGGAGUUUAUCUAUAUUUGAAACGAUCUGAAUAUAUAUAUAUAUAUAUAAAGAAAGCCGUGAGUUUACAUGGAUGUAAAAGAUCUUCACAUAAAGAAUGAACCAUCGUUGCCUUUGAGAGGAGAAGCUUUGCGUUUCAUGAAGCGUAGUGAGAUGAAACACUUGAAGGAACAUUUAGUUAGAACUCCAGAUGUAGGGAGGAGAGUGCUACCUGGACACAAAGAAGGGAAGGUGAGAGGUGGUGUUCUUUGCAAAACGAUGUAAGCAGUCAAAGAAGAAAACAGCUAAGACAUCUUUAUUCUCACAGCAUGGUCAUGUGGAUGGCGUUAUCCCGACAUGAAAUAGCCCAGGGUCAAUUCCACAGUAGCAACCCAGCCUCACUACAAACCUUCGGUAUAGACCACAUAAGUGUUGUAGUUAAGACCACACUAACCGAGACCAGAGUGCUCUGAGACAAGACAUUUAGAGAGCGAGAGUGAGACCCUAAAUAUGACUGAAAAAUCCUCAUCUUGUGUGCAGGGGGGCGUCACUCACUUAGACCGUAACACUGGGAGGGUUGUGGAGGUAACUGGGGAUAAAAAUCUGAUUCGAAUGAAUCUCAGUAAUGACGUGGAAAAAUAGCCCAUCAGUGGUGUUCUUGAGACCAAGACUACUAUUCUACUACAACACUAGACCACAUCCCAUCGUCUCUAAGAAAAGGUGACAGACCAGAACCUGCAGGAUCGUUUUGUAGUUUUAUUCCCCUUUUUGACAUCAGUGUAGACAUUUUUUUUUAAAGAUUUAUUCUCUGGCUUUAAGUGCCUUUUAUUUUGGAGACAGGACAGUGGAUAGAGUCGGAAAUCAGGGCAUGCUGAAAAGAUGCCACAGGUCGGAUUCUAACCUGGGACGCACACUUAGAGGACUAUAGCAUCCGUACAUGGGGCGCGCGCACUAACCACUAGACUACUGGCACUUCCUCUGAAUAUAGGAAUGAGAUUAUUUUAUUUACACACAUUGGCUUUAAUAACGUCAUCUCCUGAAGUUUGUAGGUGUACUGACGCUCUGCAGGCCACACCUCUCUGACUCCAAGUGUGGAACUGGUCGAGUCCCACUAUGAACGGCUCAGUGUUUCUCUCCAUCUGUUUUUACUUCCUGAUGAAGGCCGGGCGCUGAAAUGUGAUCCACAUGAGCGUGCUGUGACAGUAAAGGUGUUUGAAUCGUUUCUUCUUAAAAAAAAAAUGUGCUAGUGAGCAGGAGUGAGCAGGAGUGGGGGGGCGCCGGAUAGCCUAGCGGUUAUACUGUGCACCCAAUGUACAGAGGCUGUAGUCCUCGUUGCAGUGACCGCGGGUUAGAAUCCGACCUUGGCCCUUUGCUGCAUGUCAUCCCCCUCACUUCCUCGCUCUCCUCGGCUGUCCUGUCUAAUGAAGGCAAAAAAAAGGCCCCAAAAAUAAAAUCUGAGACUGACUUUAAAAUGUGAAUGGAAAGGUCUGGAAGAAGAAAAAGAUUUAUGACAUUUUUUAAAGGAUUUUUACAUUUCCCUCGAGCUCAGAGUGUGGAGGUGGCUCGGCUGUGGUGGACUUUAGCGUCUGACCGGGUUGGAUGUUAUCGAUGCGGGACUGUAAGUUCGGGUCUCUUUGAAGGUCUCACCCAGCUGCCUUAGCAUGAACACAGGAGUGUGAGGCUGACAGAGUCCAGUAUAUCUGGAUGGUUUAAGAAGCUGUGGUUUACAGGGCUACCUUACUGGAACAUCUUGAAACACCUGAACAGACCAUUAGCUGCUGAGUUGAAACCCACCCCCCCUACAGUUUGACCACACAUCAGAACACUAUCGAUGUCAUUCCUCUCUAAGAUGACUGCCAUUAAGAGUCCGCUGUUCCUCUGUGGGGGACGGACAUCGCUGCAGGUCAGGGGUCAUUCCUGACAGUCAACAAUGAAUCUGUCCAAUCAGCAGCGAGCUGAAACAAUAACAUAUGUAUGAGAAAUAUAGAAUAUACGUCAUGUACAUGCGUUCCUAUUUUUGUGAAGAGGAAGUAUUUCCCAACGAGCUGAGAGUAAAUAAAAGUUUCAAACUCUG
Molecule: messenger RNA, 5914 nt
Organism: Labrus bergylta (ballan wrasse)
Lineage: Eukaryota; Metazoa; Chordata; Actinopteri; Labriformes; Labridae
Gene: zdhhc8b
Product: zinc finger DHHC-type palmitoyltransferase 8b
Biological process (GO): protein palmitoylation
Molecular function (GO): palmitoyltransferase activity
Source: RefSeq, a predicted model, not a curated record